GCGUCUCUCUGUCUCACUGCCGCAAAUUCUUCUUCCCUGUGUACAACCCAUCGUACUGAUUCGAUUUCUCUCGUUUAUACUUCAAAUGUUUCUAUCGAUCCGUUGAACUACCGGAGUUCAUCGUCCGCUCGUUCUCUCAUCAGUCAUCAUAUCCGACCGUUUCAGUCCAGAUUACCCCCCCAUCCCCUAUUGCGCAGCGUUCUCCAGAUUCUACAAGGCACUUAAACGCACACUGUCUGUCUGUCUGCACAUUCGCUGAAUUACUUUGGCCAUAAACAAUUACUUAGUUUGAUUAUCGGUUCAACCGCAUUUUCCGGGCACGAUGAGGUCACAACGCCGACUGAGACUCUAUGUGGUUGUUGUCGUGGUUUUCCUGGUGGCUUUUACUUAUUUCACGACCGAUACGGGUGGAGGCAUACAGAACCAUCGCUUUUAUAAGAAAACCGUCACCGCCAUGAACAAUGCGCACGUCGCAACUACGAAGAAGAAUAGCGAAGGCAAGGAUCGAUCGCAUAUACAGAGACUCGACCUUGACAAUAACAAUAACAACAAUAAUGGUGCACGGAAAACACCAAGCUCGCCGAGUGCCCUCAAUGACAAGCAGCAGGAGAAAUCAAUAGGUUCAAGUCACAACAAGAUCGACACCUCCGAUGAAAUUUCUGUCGCUGGAAGAACUAAGAUGUCAGUUCCGAAGCCAAAGGAGGAUCAAGUCCCGCUGUCUAAUAAGAAGACGGAUAGCGUGGACACUCCAUCUGUGAAAUCUGAGGCUGAAACGCAUGUCGCACCUAAAGAGCAUGAAACUUCAAAGGAGGACGAGGAAGAAAAAGAGGCUAGCGCUGAGCUUGAUUUUAUCUUGAAACGGUCUCCGAUCAUCGUCUUCUCCAAGUCUUACUGCCCUUAUAGUCGCAAAGCAAAGUCAAUCCUGAGCCAAUACCGUAUCGUGCCGGCCCCUUACGUCGUGGAAUUAAACGAGCACCCGCUCGGGGCUAACCUCCAGAAACUUCUGGGCAAAGUUACAGGUCGCCGUACCGUUCCUAAUGUUUUAAUAAAUGGUAUAAGUAUCGGAGGAGGUGAUGAUGUCGAAGCUCUUGACAAAGAUGAUAAGCUCAUCUCGAAGAUCAAGUCAGUGGGAGGCAAGAGCAUCAUGGAGAUUGAGCGCAUGCGGGUGAUGGAAGGACAUGAACAUGAAAUUUGAACCAUUCUUCAAACUUGAUAUGUCGUCGCUAUUCCCGUAAGGCUAAGGUAUAUAUUUUCUCUAUGUGUUGACGUCCAUGACAGCUUGUGUAUGGAGGAUUUGAAUUGCAUGGGCCGGCGUUGGAUUUGGUUAUUGUAUCCUGGAUAGUAUUUCAUUGAGUCUUCUAUGUAUUUAUUGAAUUGUGAAAGUGAAUGAAUGAAGCCUGUAGCAUCCUGUC
This is a messenger RNA of Talaromyces stipitatus ATCC 10500, 1412 nucleotides long. RefSeq names its product Glutaredoxin domain protein. Gene Ontology annotation, cellular component: fungal-type vacuole; cis-Golgi network; Golgi lumen. The record is from RefSeq and is a predicted model, not a curated record. Lineage: Eukaryota; Fungi; Ascomycota; Eurotiomycetes; Eurotiales; Trichocomaceae. Gene Ontology annotation, molecular function: glutathione disulfide oxidoreductase activity. Gene Ontology annotation, biological process: cellular response to oxidative stress. The transcript is spliced from 3 exons. The coding region runs from base 323 to 1195 and encodes 290 amino acids.